This is a messenger RNA of Eufriesea mexicana, 1693 nucleotides long. RefSeq lists its product as uncharacterized. The record is from RefSeq and is a predicted model, not a curated record. Gene Ontology annotation, molecular function: N-acetyltransferase activity. The transcript has 4 exons. Bases 105 to 971 code for a protein of 288 amino acids. Lineage: Eukaryota; Metazoa; Arthropoda; Insecta; Hymenoptera; Apidae.
UUGAGUCUGCUUAUCAAGACACUAGAGCUGUACUAACAAAGGCCUUAAUAGAGUGUAGGUCGCUUGGAACAAACUACUUGAACCUAGCUUCAUUCUGCCAGCGUAUGUGUUGGCGAGAAGAUCUGGCGGUUUUUAUCAAAUACUGGACUAUCCGUCACGAAAUUAUCGUUAUCAGUCGUCUCAGCACGUGGUGUCUCAUAUCUCCCUAUCACUCUAUCAACACAGAAGUCAUUUCAAUCAUGUCUUCCGAGUCAGAGAACGAACUAGAGUAUAAACUGCUCACCAAAGACAAGGUUGAAGAUGCCCUGGCAAUUCAGGCUGAAACUAUGAAACUGGAGAACCUAGCAAUAGGUUUGGGGAUGUUCGAAGAGGAUGGUGCCCCGGAAGAAAUGAACCUGCUCUUUAGAGAAAUCAUCAAGGAUGGUACAACGUUGGUCGCAGUUGACAAGAAGACAGACGAACUGGUAGCAGUGGCGUUUAACAAGAUUCAUGCAAAACCGAGGGCAGGUGAGAAGGAUGAGCUAGAGGUGUUCAUAGAGGAGAAUCUGAGGUACCGAACGUGCAGAGAACUGGUGAAGUUUCUCGAUGACAUUCAGAACAGCGUGGAUAUUUUUGAGAGCUACGACACGAAAGGAGCAAUGGAGCUGUUCUAUCUUGGCACCAAUCCACGGUAUCAAGGCCGUGGGAUCGGCCGACAAAUGGUACAGAAUUGCAUCGAGUUCGGUCGAGGGCUCUUGAACGGUACAAUGAAGAGGACUUCGAUCGACGGAAGUGUCCUAGACCAACACGUACUCCCAGAGGUGAUUUUUGGUUUAUUCGCCUCGAACUAUAGUCAAAAAAUCGCGGACCAAUUGAACUUCAAAUGUUUACGCGAAAUUCGAUACGAUGACUAUACUUUCGCUGGCAGAAAAAUGUCCGAGAGGAUAGGAAGCGUCCAUAAAACAGCCAGGUUGCAGGCUCUGAAGCUGUAAACGAGCGGGAAACGUGGUGUAGUAGUGAAAAUCAGUGGAAAAUGUGUACUGUAGUGAAUCUGCUAGUGUGGAGAGUUACGUGUAUGAGAACUGUACCUGAAAUGGCGAAUAAAUGGUACUUAUCCUGUCAGAAAUGUUCAUAAAUUGAAGAAAGUAAAUACUUUGUUAUAGUUUUUGGAUUUAUAAGCGCACCAAACUAUUUUUCUUUAAUUUCGUUGUAUAUCGCGUUUGAGAAACAAAAUGGUAAAAAGUAAAAAUAAUAUUGCACACUUGGAAGUUUCAUCUCUAAGAGGUGUCUUUUACGAGAUACUAAAAGGAUUCUCUAGGGAAAAGAACGGUGAUGGAAUCUGCACGAGGACUCUUGAGAUGAAUUCCAAGUCCCACAGUGAAGAGAUUGUACUUUAUCUCAUGAGUGUCUUGUGACUACAUAAUUAACUUCGUUAGUCGGUUAAAAACUUGCUUUCGGUAACUUAACCCACCUUAUUAUUCCAACGAAUGAAUGACAAGUGAUAAGAAGCUCUAUACGACGACUCUUACCUUUCUUUUUUAUAUAAGUAUAUAUAUGUAUGUAUUAACACAUUUACAAUCCAGUACAUAAUUGUUGAUUAUAGUAAGUAUAUUGAGCGUAAUUAUGAAUCCAAAUACCGACAACGGAGGUGUGGUUAUAUUCUUCCUUUUUCUAUCAAACUGUCCUUGUUCUCACAUUAAAAACCAACGUGAUA